GCAUUUUCAAUUUUUAUUAGUCAUAUGGGUGUCUUCCUAAAAUUCACAUCAGCCGAUUUUUAAGGGAAACGCAAAAGGUGUAAUAAGUGGAUGAAUUAAAGACACUCUCUCUUAAAAUAUGUUCACAGGUCCAGUGUUUGAAAGUGAAUGAAAAAAUAAAAAUGCUUAGUUUUGUCAUAAUCUUAGUUUCCCUCGGUGAAUUUGCCUUGGGUCAGAGCAGGGACGAAUUGUGCACAAAAUGUUCCUGCGACGGUGGCACGCUCAAUUGUUCGUCGCGGGGGUUGAACAACCAUUUUGCCGAAGAGAAUUGGAAAGGGGCGAAUUUCACAGUGGCAAAUUUUGACAGGAAUUCCAUUUUACAUUUGACGAGAUUUCCGCCGGCGAGGAUCGUCAAGCUCGUCUUGAGCCACAAUGGAAUGACCAUCAUCGACGACGCCGCUUUUCGUUUCCUCAAAGAUUUAGAAGAACUCGAUUUGAGUCACAACCACUUGACGACGGAAGUGUUGAAACCGAACGUAUUCCAGGGGGUGUAUUCAACUGAAGCAUACGAGCCACUAAUGAAAUUGAGGAAGCUGUUGCUGAAUGAAAAUGCUCUUCAUAGUUUGCAUAGAGAUUUUUUUGAGCAUCUGCCUGCAAUCGAAGAGCUCAACCUUUCAGGCAAUCCCUUUAUGGUCAUCGAUAAUCCAACAAUAACUGCCAUUUCAUCAAUUUCUUAUUUAAAAUAUUUAGACAUGUCAAGUACGAUGCUGAGUGAUAUUCCUGCAACGAUGAUGCAUACACCUAAAUAUCUGCAGACACUGAACAUUUCGUAUAACAAUUUUUUUCACGUUCCAACAGCCCUCGGAGAAGCUCAUGUUUUGUCAACCCUUAUAAUGGAUGUCAACCCGAUAAAAGAGAUAAACAAAGUCCCCUUUAUACCUUCUCUGAAAGUGUUGCACAUCAACUACAUGCCUCUUCUGACAAGAAUUGAUAAAGGCGGAUUAAGCAAUUUCACCCAUUUGGAGGAGCUUUCUUGCAGUUUCAACAAACAUUUGAAAUUUAUUGAUGAAAAUGCUUUCACCGUUUCUACUGGAGCGACAAAAAUAUGGCCACCAAUGCGAAAGAUUUAUUUAAAUAAUAACAAUCUUCAAUAUUUAGAACAGUACUUGAUUUUACACACCGAGAAGAUAAAAAGUUGGAGUCUACAUACAAAUCCUUGGGUAUGCGACUGUCAAAACCAAUGGAUGGUAAAUUCACUUCUGCCACAGAUCAACAAGACUAACCCAAAUGAAGCAACAAGAUUAUUUUGCAGUAGUCCAAGUGAAAUGGUAGGAAUGAGAUUUUUGGAUUUGCACAGCAGCAAGACGAAUAUGCGUUGCCUCGACGCUUACGGAAAUCAUCCCGAAAAAGAUUCACUUGUACUCGUCGUAAUAAUUUUAAUGGUUAUGAUAAGCAUUCCACUUAUGGUAUUUUCUAUCACUUCGUAUCUUCAAAAAACCAGGAGAAACAUACAAUUCUCAAGGUUCCUCUACCGACGAACUGAAUCACUGGAAAGUUUACCUUAAAAUUCAAAUGAUAAUGAUAUCCAAGAUGUAGAAGUAAUGUUAUUAUUAAUAAAGUAAUAUAUAGUAAGAAAAGUAUUAUUUCUGAAAAGCUUAGCUUAACUUUACAAAUGUAGUUGAAAUGCAUCAAUUAUACCAGUCUGAGCAUUAUUUUUGUUUAUUUUGUACUAUAUGUUUAUUUUUAAAGUAUGUAGUUUGCAAGAGUCCAAAUGGUCAGACUAUUAAAUAGUUAACUAGUUUGUUAUUUUUUAAUAAACUGUUUGCAUUUAUUUUCUUAAUUUAUAAACUUUUCUUUGUAUCGUUG
Cimex lectularius (bed bug) is the source of this 1845-nucleotide messenger RNA. Its product is annotated as leucine-rich repeat neuronal protein 1-like. Gene Ontology annotation, molecular function: protein binding. Gene Ontology annotation, cellular component: extracellular matrix. The record is from RefSeq and is a predicted model, not a curated record. The transcript is spliced from 6 exons. Bases 162 to 1544 code for a protein of 460 amino acids. NCBI's taxonomy places the organism in Eukaryota, Metazoa, Arthropoda, Insecta, Hemiptera, Cimicidae.